This is a messenger RNA of Hippoglossus stenolepis (Pacific halibut), 3534 nucleotides long. It is a transcript of the gene mthfd1b, whose product is annotated as methylenetetrahydrofolate dehydrogenase (NADP+ dependent) 1b. Gene Ontology annotation, molecular function: methenyltetrahydrofolate cyclohydrolase activity; ATP binding; formate-tetrahydrofolate ligase activity. The coding region runs from base 211 to 3015 and encodes 934 amino acids. NCBI's taxonomy places the organism in Eukaryota, Metazoa, Chordata, Actinopteri, Pleuronectiformes, Pleuronectidae. Gene Ontology annotation, biological process: tetrahydrofolate interconversion. Gene Ontology annotation, cellular component: cytosol. The transcript has 28 exons. The record is from RefSeq and is a predicted model, not a curated record.
AAUGCGUGGGCUACGUCCGACGCUAUUCCUGAAAGUUCACAUGCUAGUUUUACUGCGGCUACACCUCCUGUGUGAACGGCGCCUGCGUCAUAAACGUGUUGACCGACGAAGUUUGGUGAAGUUCUCAUUGCGCUUCUUCUCUUCUUGUUGUCAGGCGGUGAAAGAGCGGCAGGUCCCAGCAUCACGGAGCAACACACUUCCUACAAAAAGAUGUCCGCUCAAAUUAUAAGUGGGAAAGAGGUUUCUGCGCAGGUGAGGCAGCGUCUGAAGGAUGAUGUGGCGCAGAUGAAGCUUCAGGACCCCAACUUCAGUCCUGGUUUGGUGGUUUUACAGGUUGGAGACCGUGAUGAUUCAAAUCUGUACAUCAGCAUGAAGUUGAAGGCAGCAGCAGAGAUUGGAAUAAAUGCCACACAUAUGAAACUUCCCAAGACGGCAACAGAGGAGGAGGUUCUUCACAAAAUCACAGCGGUGAAUGAGAACUCGUCCAUCCAUGGCCUCAUUGUGCAGCUGCCCUUAGACUCCAUCCACAAGAUGGACACAGAGAAGGUCACCAAUGCCGUGGACCCAGAGAAGGACGUAGACGGGCUAACCAGCAUAAAUGCAGGGAAGCUGUCUCGGGGGGACCUGGGCGACUGCUUCAUCCCCUGCACACCAAAUGGCUGCAUGGAGUUGAUCAGACAAACUGGUGUGUCCGUGGCAGGGAAGAGAGCUGUAGUGAUUGGCCGCAGUAAGAUCGUGGGAGCGCCGAUGCAUGACCUGCUGCUGUGGAACCACGCCACCGUCACCACCUGCCACUCUAAAACAACCGAUCUCCCUGAAGAGGUGAGAAAGGCAGACAUUUUGGUUGUUGGCAUCGGCCGAGCAGAGAUGGUGAAAGGAGAGUGGAUCAAGCCGGGAGCAGUCGUCAUCGACUGUGGCAUCAACCACGUUCCAGAUGAGACAAGACCCAGUGGGAAGCGGGUGGUAGGUGACGUCCACUAUUCCUCAGCUAAGGAGCAGGCUGGCUUCAUCACUCCUGUGCCUGGUGGAGUAGGACCCAUGACUGUGGCCAUGCUGAUGGCGAACACAGUGCUGAGUGCAAAGCGCUUCCUGGAGGGACAUCAACCAGGAAAAUGGAACAUUUCUCUCACCAAACUCAAUCUGCAGAAACCGGUGCCAAGCGACAUUCUGAUCUCUCGCUCCUGUGUGCCCAAGCCCAUUGACCGUCUGGCCAAAGAGGUGGGCCUUCUCUCUGAUGAGGUGGAGCUCUAUGGCAAGACUAAGGCCAAGGUCCAGCUGAAUAUCUUCAAACGCCUGCAGGCUCAACCAGACGGCAAAUAUGUGGUUGUCACUGGCAUUACACCGACCCCUCUGGGUGAGGGAAAGAGCACCACCACCAUCGGCCUUGUGCAGGCCCUGGGAGCCCACAUGAACCUCAAUGUUUUCGCAUGUGUGCGACAACCCUCUCAGGGACCCACCUUUGGCAUAAAAGGGGGUGCUGCAGGAGGUGGAUAUUCACAAGUCAUCCCAAUGGAAGAGUUCAACCUCCAUCUCACUGGUGACAUUCACGCCAUCACAGCUUCCAACAACUUGGUAGCUGCUGCCAUCGACGCUCGCAUUUUCCACGAGGCCACACAAACUGACAAGGCUCUGUACAACCGCUUGGUCCCACUUAGUGGAGGACAGAGGAAGUUCUCCCCCAUCCAGAUCAACAGGCUGAAGAAACUGGGCAUAGACAAGACGGAUCCCUCCACUCUGACUGAGGAAGAGAUCACCCACUUUGCCCGUCUGGACAUGGAGCCUAGCUCUGUCACCUGGCAGAGAGUGUUGGAUACCAAUGAUCGAUUCCUGAGGAAGAUCACCAUUGGCCAGUCACCAACUGAAAAGGGAUUCACAAGAGAGGCCCAGUUCGAAAUCACGGUGGCGAGUGAAAUCAUGGCCGUGCUUGCCCUCACCAGCAGCCUGGAGGACAUGCGUCAGCGUUUGGCAAAGAUGGUGGUGGCCACCAGCCGCAGUGGACAGCCUAUCACCACAGAGGACCUGGGUGUGAGUGGUGCUCUGACUGUGCUGAUGAAAGAUGCAAUAAAGCCAAACCUGAUGCAGACUUUGGAGGGAACUCCUGUGUUUGUACAUGCGGGCCCCUUCGCCAACAUCGCCCACGGCAACUCCUCCAUCCUGGCUGAUAAAAUAGCUUUGAAGCUGGUUGGACCUGAGGGCUUUGUAGUGACUGAGGCUGGUUUUGGUGCCGACAUCGGCAUGGAGAAGUUCUUCAACAUCAAGUGCCGCUACUCAGGCCUGAGGCCGCAGGUGGUGGUGUUAGUGGCGACUGUCCGAGCCCUGAAGAUGCAUGGAGGAGGAUCAAAAGUUACUGCUGGAAUGCCACUGCCAAAGGAAUAUGUUGAGGAGAACCUCGAGCUCCUGGAGAAGGGCUGCAGCAACAUGAGGAAGCAGAUAGAGAAUGCUCAGCACUUUGGUGUGCCUGUGGUGGUCGCUGUCAAUGCUUUCAAGACAGACACUGGGGCUGAGCUGGACUUGGUCUGCAGCAUGGCCAAAGCUGCUGGAGCGUUCGAUGCAGUGAUAUGCUCCCACUGGGCCGAGGGUGGAGCCGGGGCUCUGGCCCUGGGUCAGGCCGUCCAGAGAGCCUCCGGGGCCCCAAGCAACUUCAAGUUCCUUUAUGAUUUGGAGCUCCCCAUUGCUGACAAAAUUCGAAUGAUUGCCCAGAAGAUCUACGGUGCAGAUGAUAUUGAGCUUCUCCCAGAGGCCCAACACAAGGUGGAGCUCUACACCAAACAGGGUUUCGGCAAUCUGCCAAUCUGCAUGGCGAAGACGCACCUAUCGCUCUCGCAUGAGCCUGAGAAGAAGGGUGUGCCUACGGGGUUCAUCCUGCCAAUCCGAGACAUCCGAGCCAGUGUGGGCGCCGGCUUUCUGUUCCCACUGGUUGGCACGAUGCCUACAAUCCCCGGUCUUCCCACCAGGCCUUGUUUCUAUGACAUUGAUCUGGAUCCUGAGACUGAACAGGUCAACGGGCUCUUCUAAAACAGGGCUGUACGAUGUGAAUAGACGUGGCCCAGCCCUCCACUCUCCCCACUGAGCCUUACCGAAAUAGGAUGGACUAAUAACUGUGUCUCAAGCUGGUCUGCAGGUGUCUUUUUCUUUGUCUUUUUAAACAGACACUGACAUCUGUAAAUAAUUGAUUUGCUUUUCCCAGAGGGCUGCUGAUGAAUUAAUCAAAUCUCUCAAGUUUGACAAUCUGUGAUAGACAAGUGUCUCCAGAACUACCAAUAACUUAGUGGUGGCACAUCUGGAUUUGAGCAUUUACCACCUGUGUAUGUUUUUCGUACAUCAGGGGCUUCAGAAAAUCAUUUUUCUCAGUUUGACUGAUCUCAUUACUAAUAUCUGUCAAGUGUCCUGUGUUGCUGCACCAUAUUCUAAACGAAUAUUUCUAAUACUGUCUAAUAUUGCCGGACCAAUCUGCACUGCUGUGAAAGUGAAAUGUGGUAAAGUUGCAUUGCUGUCAGGAAAGAUCAAAUAAAGUCUUCUUGACGUUAAGACACA